Paramormyrops kingsleyae is the source of this 2067-nucleotide messenger RNA. RefSeq names its product leucine rich repeat containing 10 (gene lrrc10). Gene Ontology annotation, cellular component: cytoplasm. Gene Ontology annotation, molecular function: protein binding. The record is from RefSeq and is a predicted model, not a curated record. Lineage: Eukaryota; Metazoa; Chordata; Actinopteri; Osteoglossiformes; Mormyridae.
GUCAUCUCUGCCUCUCCAGACUCGGCAGUGGUGAGAGCAGCUCAGAGAUUUCAGAGGCGCAGGGAUGGAGAGGAGGGCAGUCCGGUGUCCCCCCUCCUGCUCCAACACGGCCCUAAACAGAGAGCAGAGGGUGCGAUGAUGGGGGCCUGCUUCCCCCUGGCAGGAGGGGGGGAGGGGGCAAUCAAAGUUUGCAGCUUGGACAUACAGCCACACCUCAAAGGCGAUCUGCCAGCUGGAUCUGCUGGCAGUUCUGGGAUAGUGCCUUCCAUGCGUCUCUGUUGAAAUCCAGGUUUUCUCCACAUUCAUGAGGACCAAGAUCAGAGGAUCUACAACACUAAAGGACAGAGGAUUAUCUAUUCAGACAGGGGUUGCUGCUAAAACUCUGUGCUUGUUAGCGACCUGGCUGCACGGCGUUUGAGAAUGGGGAACGCCGUGCGGGGAAUGGUCGCCUUCAUCCCCUCGGAUCGCUGCCAGCGCUAUGUAGUUGGCGACCUGACGGAGAUGCCCCUGGACCGCGUGCUGGACCUGAGCGGCCGGCAGCUGCGCCGCUUCCCCCUGGCCGUCUGUGCGUUCGGCGAGCUCAUGCGCCUCUACCUGAGCGACAACCGCCUGCGCAGCCUCCCGGCUGAGCUGCGCCAGCUGCAUGAGCUCCAGCUGCUGGCGCUGGACUUCAACUGCCUGGAGGAGCUGCCAGCAGCCGUCUGUGGGCUGCCACAGCUCAACACGCUGUACCUGUGCAACAACCGGCUGUGGCGGCUGCCCCGUGAGCUGGGCUGGCUGACAGAGCUGCGCACACUGUGGCUGGAAGCCAACUGCCUGCACGAGUUCCCCCAGGUGCUCUGCGAGCUGCCCAACCUCAGGGCCCUGCACCUGGGCUAUAACCAGCUGCGCAGCCUCCCCCGGGACCUGGGCCGGCUGGGGGAGCUGCGCAGCAUCUGGCUGGCGGGGAACCUGCUGCCAGAGUUCCCACCGGUGCUGCUGGACAUGCAGCUGCUGGACGUGAUCGACGUGGACCGCAAUCGCAUACGCCGCUUCCCCAGCCUGGCACAUCUGCGCAACCUCAAGCUGGUCAUCUAUGACCACAACCCGUGCAUCAACGCGCCGGCCGUGGCCGAGGGCGUGCGCCGGGUGGGCCGCUGGGCAGACUGUGAGGACGACAGCGAAGAGGAGGAGGAAGAGGCGGAGAAGCGGGCCGAAGAGGCACAGGGGGAGGAGCAGGAGCAGGAGCUGCCUGAAACCACAGUGAAGCACAGUGAAGCAGAGUAGGACACUGCAGAGGACUGUACCAAGAGCAGCCUGAGGUCGGCGUUGGACAUUUGCCGGAGAAACAUUUUUGACACUCAGUGGAACUGAUAAGGUUCAUUGAGUGUCGAACGACGCGAUACUGUAGAGACACCGGUUCACCAGGGCAAGACAGCCAACGCGUGGCACCAGAGAACAUCGAUGAUGGAUGAGCAAUUCCAACCAGCACCCCCUCCUGUACUGAAUUAUGCAUAACCCCGUCGACAAUUUUGGGUCUUUAGUUUCAGCGGAAGACUAAUGGACUCUCAUGCCAUUCCCAGGGUCCUGUUAAUGAGAAAGAUAUAUACUCUUUCGGAAAUUUCUUCCAAGGUCCAUAAAGGCCCUCUCAUUGUUUGAAAAUUACUCAGCGCCAGAAUGGAAAUGCCUUAGUGCGUUAGCGCUUGGCUCCUUAAUCAUGUCGUGGAAUUCAAUUUACAAAAUGGCGGCAUUUUAAUGUUGCUGACCUUUUGUGGAUAUAGGAACAUGGACGCAAACUUGACCCGAACAACUGAUAGAAGCUGUAAACAAAAACUCAAGACCAUCUGUUAUUAGAGCCAGACAACAUCAAUAUCAUCUUGAUUCACAGUAAUGUGGUUCUCAACUCUACUGCUGGCUUCAUGUAGCUAAAACUGUAAUCAGUCACACUGGUCGGUCCUACAUUAUAUUAUCUGCUUUAAAUUGGAGUUAUUACACAACCAACACUUAAACUCACUGUGUUUGUGGCACGGAUGAUCAGUUUCAUAUGUACUUUUACAAAAUGCUGGAAAAUAAAGUAUCAAACUAUUU